This is a messenger RNA of Rhododendron vialii, 3226 nucleotides long. Its product is annotated as putative receptor-like protein kinase At3g47110. The transcript is spliced from 2 exons. The coding region runs from base 109 to 3165 and encodes 1018 amino acids. The record is from RefSeq and is a predicted model, not a curated record. NCBI's taxonomy places the organism in Eukaryota, Viridiplantae, Streptophyta, Magnoliopsida, Ericales, Ericaceae. Gene Ontology annotation, molecular function: receptor serine/threonine kinase binding; protein kinase activity; ATP binding. Gene Ontology annotation, biological process: protein phosphorylation.
CAACUUGCAAGCUUAAGUUCCCAUCUCCAUAGCCUUAACUUCUCAUUCCUUCACUUCUUGAUUCUAUCUUCAUUGCAACCUCAAAUCGAAAAACCCAGGUGAUCAAACAUGGGUUUUUCCUUCCUUUCCAACACGAUUCUUCAAAUCGCCAUUUUAGCAGUUCUGAUCACUGCUUCCAAAAGCUUGGUUCAUGGAGCCGAGACCCCUCGACUGAGCAUUAGCACAGACAAGGAGGCUUUGAUCUCGUUCAAGUCCGGUAUUGAUCCGGAAACACUUGGACCUCUACGCACUUGGGACCAGACCCUGUCGCCCUGCAACUGGACCGGAGUCUGGUGUAACAACAAAGUUGGCGCAAGAGUGGUCGAGCUCGAUCUUGCUGGCUUGGGGCUUAAAGGUCCCAUAAGCCCACACAUUGGCAAUCUGUCAUUUCUCAGAUCACUUCAACUACAAAACAACCAGCUGAUGGGAACAUUUCCUUAUCAACUUGGUAACCUUUUUCGCCUGAGGGUCCUGAAUAUGAGUUCCAACAGCAUACAGGGCGUGAUACCGCAGAAUAUAAGUCGUUGCACGGAGCUCGAGAUCCUUGACUUGGAGAAGAAUGAGAUUUCAGGGAGAAUCCCUGAAGAGCUCAGUUCUCUCGCCAAGCUCCAAGUUUUGAACUUGGGAAGAAAUCUUCUUUUCAGUUCAAUACCGCCGUCCCUUGCCAAUCUCUCAUCACUCGUCAGUUUAAAUUUAGGCACCAACAAACUGGGUGGCAUGAUACCAGGCGACUUGUCGCGUCUUCAGAAAUUGAAGCAACUUGAUCUCACCAUCAACAAUCUAACGGGUACGGUUCCUCCAUCCAUAUACAACAUGUCUUCGCUUGUUCAAUUGGCCUUAGCUUCCAAUGAUUUGUGGGGUAUAAUUCCUUACAAUGUUGGAGAUACACUCCCAAAUCUCCUAAAUUUUAACUUUUGCAUCAACAAAUUCACGGGAACCAUUCCUGGGUCUCUGCACAACCUCACGAGGAUACAGGUCAUUCGCAUGGCGCAAAAUCUCUUGCAUGGAACGGUUCCACCGGGAUUAGGAAAUCUUCCAGAGCUCCAAAUGUACAACAUUGGGUUCAAUAGGAUUGUUGGCGUUGGGGACAACGGUUUAGAUUUUCUCACUAGUCUGACAAAUAGUACCCGUCUAAACUUCCUUGCUGUUGACGGAAAUCUUCUAGAGGGAGUAAUUCCAGAAUCCAUUGGCAAUCUUUCGAAGGUUCUUUCGAAAUUAUAUAUGGGAGGAAAUCGCAUUCAUGGUGGGAUACCUGCCUCAAUCGGGCAUCUGAGUGGUUUGACAUUGCUAAAUUUGAGCUACAACUCAAUAUCAUUUAACAUUCCUCAAGAAAUAGGCAACUUGGAGGAACUGUCGAGUUUGGGAUUGGCUGGAAAUAAUAUCUCUGGUAAGAUUCCGACUUCCCUCGGUAGUCUCAAAAACCUGAUUAACAUAGAUUUAUCAGGAAAUAAAUUGGAGGGUACAAUACCGACUAGUUUUGAAAAUUUCCAAAGGUUGCUUUCAUUAGAUUUAUCUUGUAAUAAGCUCAAUGGAAGCAUACCCAAAGAAAUUCUCAAUCUUCGUAGUCUAAGCACUCAUCUGAAUCUCUCGAACAACUUGCUGACCGGACCUUUGCCUCAAGAAAUCGGGACACUAGAUAGUUUAGUCGCGGUUGACCUAUCAAACAACGGUUUAUCAGAAACCAUACCCGAUUCAAUCGGCAACUGUAAAAGCUUGGAGAAGUUGCUCAUGGCAAAUAACAUGUUCACAGGCCCUAUUCCAGAUACUUUAAGUGAAUUGAAAGGUUUGGAAACUCUUGACAUCUCCUCAAACAAACUUUCCGGCUCAAUACCAGAUAGCUUGCAAAAAUUGCAAGGCCUCCAGUUACUGAACUUGUCUUUCAAUGACUUGGAAGGAGAGGUUCCCGUUGGUGGAGUUUUCGCAAAUCUUUCUGGAAUUUAUAUGGAAGGUAACCCGAAACUUUGCUUCAUGUCGGCAUGUGAGAAAGGUCGUGACCAUAGGAAGAGACUAAUCUUGGUUUGUAUUAUCAUCGGGAGCAUUGCAAUGAUAGCGUUGUGUUCUACAAUUGGCUUGGUGUUCUACCUCAGGAAAAGGAAACCGAAAGUCACAGCUUCAUCUGACUCCUAUGAGCGACAACAUCAAAUGGUAUCUUACGAUGAACUUCGUUUGGCAACUGAAAAUUUCAACCCGAGAAAUUUCAUUGGAAGCGGGAGUUUCGGGUCUGUCUACAAAGGAUAUCUACAACCAGAAAAACCUGUCGCAAUCAAAGUCCUUAAUGUAGACGAGACCAGAUCCUGGAAGAGCUUUCUUGCUGAGUGUGCGGCUUUGAGGAACGUUAGGCACCGGAAUCUUGUGAAACUAAUCACAUCAUGCUCGAGCAUGGACUUCAAGAACAAUAACUUUCUGGCUCUAGUUUACGAAUUCAUGACGAACGGAAGCUUGGAUGACUGGAUUACAGGGAGGAGGAGUCAUGCAAACGGUCAAGGGUUGAAUAUUGUCGAUCGAUUGAACAUGGCCAUUGAUGUCGCUUGUGUUCUAGACUAUUUGCACAACGAAAAUGGAGCACAAGUGGUCGUUCAUUGCGAUUUGAAGCCUAGCAACAUCCUGUUGGACGGAGAUAUGACUGCAAAAGUAGGAGAUUUCGGGCUGGCUAAGCUAUUGAUUGACAGAGCUGAUCAAACUUCUAUUACCUCUACGAAUGCUUUGAAGGGCUCCAUUGGCUACAUACCUCCAGAAUAUGGUAUGGGAGAGAAACCAUCGACUGCGGGAGACCUGUACAGCUACGGAAUCAUGUUGCUAGAGCUUUUUACUGGAAAGAGCCCAACCCAUGAGAGUUUCACAGGGGAUUUAAGCCUGAAGAAAUGGGUGCAAACAGCCGUCGCAACCAACGUAGAUCAAGUGUCGGAUCCCGGUCUGGUGCGAACCAACUCUAGUCUUUCGGAUGGCGUUCAGCCCAUUACUCCAGAAGCACAGACUGAUUGCUUGAUUGCAGUACUUGGUGUUGGUCUCUCUUGCACCGUUGAUUCGCCAGACGGACGCAUAAGCAUGAGAGAUGCACUUUGCAAGCUGAAAAGCAUCAGAGAAAACCUUUUCAAACCUGAUCAUGCAAGGAAAACAAAUGUUUGAGUAAAAUCCUGGGGACUGUGGUUUCGGUGUUUGUGGUUGUUAACAUAAUAUUCAGAAAUAU